CCAGUUUGCUUGUGGUAUAGAUUGUCCCAAUCGCCGCUCUCCUCUAGUGUUGAGUAACAGGAGAAUCUAGGGUAGAGGUUGUGUUUGUUUAUUGGAAGAGAGGAUCCCGCAGAGAAGUAGCAAGCAGCUGUUACAGCCUCAAGCACAGCAAGUGCACGCGAGGACAUGUGAGUUUGCAGUUAAAUAACUAAUGGUAGAGGAGCGCGCAUUCUGUAAUUCCUUGGAUGGUCGGCACUGAUUAAUGAUGGAGAAUUAUGUGUUCGAGUCCUCAGUGGAGAGAACGUUUCAGUAUCAGGAGACACUGCCGCAACUUCCAGUACCUUCACUAGAGGAGUCCUUGUCUAAAUAUUGUGAUGCAGUUAAACCAUUUUUAAGCCAAGAAGAGUAUGAACACACUUACAACAUUGUAAAAAAAUUUGAAAAUGGAAUAGGAAAAGAACUGCACCAAAAACUGCUUGAAAGGGCGAAAGUGAAAAGGAACUGGCUGGAGGAAUGGUGGCUGAAUGCGGCAUACCUGGAUGUGCGCAUGCCAUCUCAACUCAAUGUCAACUUUGGUGGCCCGGCACCCUACUUGGAACAUUACUGGCCACCCAAAGAGGGCACUCAGCUAGAAAGAGGAUCUAUAGCCGUGUGGUAUACACUGAAAUACUGGGAUCUUUUAAGGAGGGAGAAGCUGAGUGUACAUAAAAAUGGAAAUACCCCUCUUGAUAUGCAUCAGUUUAGAAACCUGUUCAACACUUGCAAGAUUCCAGGUGUCACUAGAGACUCCAUUGCCAACACAUUUAAAACUGAGAGUGAAGGUGUCUGCCCAACUCACCUGAUCGUCAUGAGCAACGGAAGGAUUUUCAGUUUUGAAGCCGUCUAUGAGGGCCUGAUGCUCACCCCACCAGAGAUACUGAGGCAACUUCAGAACAUACAAAAUAGAUGCAGCAAUGAGCCAAGGGGGAUUGGACUAGCAGCUCUGACUACUGAGGAAAGAACAUCCUGGGCACUGACUCGUGAACAUCUGAUUAACCUUGACCCCAAAAAUGCAUCACACUUGGAAAGGAUCCAGAGCAGUCUGUUUGUGGUGUCACUUGAUGAUGCAAAACCUUAUGGAACACCAGAAAAUUACAGCCAGAUCUGUACGCUUGCUCUAGCUGGAGACCCAACCAUACGCUGGGGUGAUAAAUCCUACAACUGUAUUGUAUGGAGCAACGGGGUACUUGGCUCUAACUGUGAUCAUGCACCCUAUGAUGCCAUGGUAUUGGUAGCUAUGUGCGAUUACAUUGAUAAGAACAUCAAAGCUUGUGAAGGGCUCUGGAAGGGUUCAGCAGAAAUACGGGAUCUUCCUUAUCCUGAAGAACUUGUCUUUGCUGUAGAUCAGAAGAUUAUGUAUUACAUCAGCCUUGCCAAAGAUCAGUAUUACAAACAGGUUGCUGAUUUACACGUUGCUAACUAUGCAUUUACAUCAUUUGGGAAAACGUCAGUGAAGAAGAAGAAGCUGCACCCAGAUACUUUUGUCCAGCUUGCACUUCAGUUGGCUUUUUAUAAACUUUAUCAACGCCCUGGUUGCUGCUAUGAAACCGCUACCACUAGGACUUUCUAUCAUGGGCGAACUGAGACCAUGAGGCCAUGCACAAUGGAAGCCAUAAAGUGGUGCCGCUGCAUGCUGGAUCCUUCUGCCAGUCUUGCUCAGCGCCAAGAUCUCAUGUUAAAAGCUUUUGAAAAGCAUAACAAAACGAUGAAAGAAUGCCAGCUUGGGAAAGGAUUUGAUCGUCAUCUUCUAGGUCUUCUUCUUAUUGCAAAAGAGCACGGUAUUGCUGUGCCUGAACUUUAUGCUGACCCAGCUUUUAAAAAAAGUGGUGGAGGUGGAAAUUUUGCCCUUUCUACAAGCCUUGUAGGCUACACUAAUGUCCAUGGAGCUGUGGUUCCCAUGAUCCACAAUGGUUAUGGUUUCUUUUAUAGAAUCCGUGAUGACCGGUUUGUGGUGGCCUGCACUGCCUGGAAAUCCAACCCAGAAACUGAUGCAGAGAAGUUUUGCCAGACGGUGUUCCAGAACUUCCAUGAGAUGAUUAAUGUGAUGGUUACAGCCCAGCUUUAAUGAAUCUACACACAUGCUUGUUUUUAUCAUACUUUUAGAAAUAAUGCACAGGAUUGAAUCAUUUGUUUACAAUUGUCUGAAACCAUAUUUUACUAUCAGGUUGUACAGAUAUAGCCAGCCUCAUUGUUCCUAGAGGCACUGCUAAAUAUCCCCUAUAGCUAAUGAUUUUGGCUUUCUAGGCUUAAUAUGCACUGAAUCACACAACCUACCCUGCGAUAUACCUCUUGGAAGGAACAAUUGAAGCUGACUAUAUCUGCAUCUCACAGAAGCAAUGCAAACCAAAUGCAAACAGCAAUACAGUAUGCAAAAUGCAAAAUCAAUGCAAAUUCACAUUUAAUUGCUCCUUUAUUUUUUAUCAUGUGCCCUUCUCUACGAUUUUUAAAUAAGUGAUCCCAGUGUAUAUUUUGUGCAUAAGAAAUAGAAUUUUUUUUUCCAGCGAUUGCCAUGAAUGGGGACAUACAUCUUUAAAUUUUUUUUGUAGCUUCAGUACAAUUCUGAACAUGCUCAGGACAUUUAAAACAAAAACUUUAAUGGAGUAAUCAAUUUUUUAUUUUUUUUAUUUUUUGCAUUCUGCGUGUGUUUUAUUUUACUUAUUCUUUUUACCCUUAAAUUAGUAAUGGGGGGAUUGCCUAGAUGAAUACCCACAUCAUAUUGGAUAUGAACUCAUUCAAGAAAUAACUGUCAUCUUAUGAGCAAGCAUUCCCUGUAAUUUAAUUAUAAUUAAGUCUUUAAUUACUGGCUUAUACGGUUUCUUGAUGUGUGUGUUCAUAUCUAACACAGAGUUAUUACUCACACUUCAGAGUACAUAGAGUAAGUUGUAUAACAUAAUUAAUAGUUCUAGCACUCACUGAAUUUGUAAUGGUAUUUCUAUUUUAAAGUUGUGAUGCCUCAACUUUAAUAAAAUGGAAUUUACGUUAAAAAAA
Bombina bombina (fire-bellied toad) is the source of this 3006-nucleotide messenger RNA. It is a transcript of the gene CROT, whose product is annotated as carnitine O-octanoyltransferase. Gene Ontology annotation, cellular component: peroxisome. The coding region runs from base 242 to 2083 and encodes 613 amino acids. The record is from RefSeq and is a predicted model, not a curated record. The transcript has 17 exons. NCBI's taxonomy places the organism in Eukaryota, Metazoa, Chordata, Amphibia, Anura, Bombinatoridae. Gene Ontology annotation, molecular function: carnitine O-octanoyltransferase activity.